AUGACGACCGAAAAUGUACACCCCGGAGGCCAGCCCGCGGGCAGUGAGCCCCGGGAUGAGGAGAAGCACGUAUCAGAAAAGGUUGUCGAAGGAUGCGACGUCGGUGUUGUCGCCCUCACCGGCGCCGUGUCUCACAUUGAUCCAGACGGCCCCGAGGCCAAGAGAGUCUUGCGAAAGAUUGAUCUUCACCUCAUGCCAUUGUUGAUGAUAACUUAUAUGAUCCAGUUCCUCGACAAGUCCUGUGUCUCUUAUGCCGCUCUCUGGGGCAUGAAGGAGGACGCCCACCUCGUAGGAUCCGAAUACUCGUGGCUGACAACCAUCUUCUACCUUGGCUACCUCUUCUUUGAGUUCCCCGUCGGUUUCCUCUUCCAGCAUUUCAACAUUGCCCGUACCUGUGGCAUCUUCAUCACCCUAUGGGGUCUUGUACUGCUGUGCAUGACGGCCGCCGACGAUUUCGCUGGCCUUGCCACGGCUCGAUUCUUCCUCGGCGCCCUCGAGUCCGGCGUCUCGCCUUGUUUCGUAUUGAUGACGACCAUGUUCUACAAGAGGAGCGAACAGCCCCUGAGAACAGGUAUUUGGUUCUCGAUGAACGGAGUAGCGCAGAUUCUGGGUGGCCUGAUUGCGUACGGCAUUGGAUACAUUGACUCGGCGCUCCCGUCAUGGAAGUACCCCUUUGUCAUCUUUGGCUCGGCAACCAUUCUUUGGGGUCUAGUCUUCACCUUCUUUGCGCCAUCGAACCCAACCAAGGCGUCGUGGCUGACAGCCGAGGAGAAGGAGAUUGCCGUCCUUCGCCUGCUCGAGAACGAGACUGGCAUCGACAACAAAACCAUCAAAUGGUAUCAGGUCAAGGAGGCCCUCUUGGACACGCGCUUUUGGGUCAUGAACUUGUACAUGCUGGUCAAUUGUAUUCCAAACGGCGCCAUCACCGCCUUUGGCCCGCUCAUCCUCAACGGCUUCGGAUUCACCAAGUUUCAGGCAACACUACUGGGUAUGCCAACGGGCGCCACGCAGGUGAUGGCUCUUUGGAUUGCUGGAUACUUGGCGGCAAAAGUCAAUGGCUGCAGACACUUUUUGAUGAUCGGAGGUAUUCUGAUUGCCAUUCUUGGGUCCAGUCUCAUCUAUGGUCUUUCCGAUGAGCAGCGUGUCGGGCGCUUGUUUGGCUACUACAUCAUUGUCGGAUUCAGCGUGGCGUUUGUCCAGGGUCUUGGUAUAAUCCAGGCCAAUGUUGCGGGACGAACAAAGAAGAAUGUCUUUACGUCUUCUGUCUUUGUCAGUUACUGCAUUGGCAAUUUGAUCGGACCUCAAGUCUUUUUGGAAAGGGAAGCCCCGCAGUACCGCACUGGAUUCGCUGUCAUCAUUGGAGCUUUUGCAUUCCAGCGCGAUCGUGCCGCGCAAAACCAGGAAAGUUCAUUCGAUACUGAGCAAAGUCUCUCGGAUCUGACGGAUAAAGAGAACCCGCACUUCCGCUACGUGCUCUAA
Molecule: messenger RNA, 1479 nt
Organism: Pestalotiopsis fici W106-1
Lineage: Eukaryota; Fungi; Ascomycota; Sordariomycetes; Amphisphaeriales; Sporocadaceae
Exons: 7
Coding region: 1-1479 (492 amino acids)
Biological process (GO): tripeptide transport; allantoate transport; transmembrane transport
Cellular component (GO): plasma membrane
Molecular function (GO): dipeptide transmembrane transporter activity; allantoate transmembrane transporter activity
Source: RefSeq, a predicted model, not a curated record